AUGGCAACUCUACUGAUCUUAUUUCCGAAAGUAUUCAAGCGAAGUAAGCUAUCAUUUUUAUCUGAUUUUUAUGCCAACAAAAAAACAAAGUUUUCUACUUUUAUUUUAAAAGAGUAUUUAUUUAUGCCACAAGACUGAAA
This is a messenger RNA of Enterobius vermicularis (human pinworm), 140 nucleotides long. The record is from the annotation of a GenBank genome assembly. NCBI's taxonomy places the organism in Eukaryota, Metazoa, Nematoda, Chromadorea, Rhabditida, Oxyuridae.